Messenger RNA from Spizellomyces punctatus DAOM BR117, 414 nucleotides. RefSeq lists its product as uncharacterized. The record is from RefSeq and is a predicted model, not a curated record. Bases 1 to 414 code for a protein of 137 amino acids. NCBI's taxonomy places the organism in Eukaryota, Fungi, Chytridiomycota, Chytridiomycetes, Spizellomycetales, Spizellomycetaceae. The transcript has a single exon.
AUGACCCAGGAAGAUAUCGCCAAUUAUGUCCCUUACAGCGAACUCUUAGCAGGAUUGAAAGUCGCUUUGACAUUCAUCAAUGAGGGAAAUAUAGUGGAGCAUCAAUUUCUAAUUGCUCUUGGGAUGAACCUGGAUGCAGAUAAAAUUCGUAGAUGCGAUAUUUUCAAAGCGAUGAUUAGCGAAGACGCUAAUGUUAUGGUGAACAACGAAGGGAAAACUGUCUUCAUCCAAAAAUGCAACAAGACUGGUGAAAAGAAUGUCCUCAUUCAGAUGGGAAACCUCAUUCAGCCAUAUGUAAACAUGUUAGCAAACGUUAGAAAGGCCAAUGGACAGGAUUGUCUUUUUCUAAAACCUGAUGGAAGUAUUCCAACCGAUGCCUGGUAUAGCGAUGAAUUUGGUAAUGCUAUGGAAUGA